AUGAAUCCCAAGUACGCUCUUGCAAUGCUUUGGCCAACGGCCAUUGUAGCCCUCACCGCUACCAACAGUUCUACCUCUUCAAUUCUCUUGGAUAGCCAAGACCAAAUCUUCUCAGUAGAUGACUUGCAGUAUCUCGCUAUCACCUCUGAUAUCCUUUCUUCUGUUUCAUACUCCUCAGAUCCCGCCCAGGGACCUGUUACCUACAUCUCCGGUCUGCUCUCCAGUACCACUGGUGAUGAGCUUGAAAACAUCAUCAAGAUCUCACUGGAGCAAGAUGAUGUUUUCUCUGAGACCUUCCUCCAGACCGUUCUUGUCAAUGCGGCUGAUGAAGGAGAUCUUGACUCUUCUGUCGUGAGCUACUUUAGUAGCAUCGACGCAACCGUCAUCUAUGGAGGAGAGGAUGGCCCAAGUCUCUGUGGCAACUCUACAUUGACUCCGUGCCCUCUGUUUGGUCUUGCAAACGGCGGUACCCUCAGUUUGAGCAAAGUCUUCCGCUUGUAUGUCGACACCUACAGAACAUUCAUGGUCGGCACAUAUGAAGCGGGAGAUGGCUAUCGUACUUUGCCUUAUUCAAACUCAGAAUGGGGCGGUCCAACUAUCCCUGUCCCCUCGAGACUUUACAGCAUUGAAGAUGACAGACCUCUUGCUGGAAAGCGACUUGGAGUCAAGGAUAUUUACGAUCUUGAGGGCAUACAGACAACGGCUGGUAGCUUAGCCUACGCCUCCCUCCACUCCAAGGCUGAUACAACAGCCCCAGCUCUCCAGCGCAUCAUUGAUCAGGGCGGAGUAGUAGUCGGAAAGCAGAAAACAGCCCAGUUCGCCUCGCCUCAAAGCCCUUGGGACUGGAACGACGCGUUCUACCCUCGCAAUCCCCGCGGCGAUACGUUCCUGACCUGCUCUGCAUCCUCUGCUGGAAGUGCCUGCUCUAUCGCUGUCUACGACUGGCUUGACUUUGCUGUUGGUACCGACACCGGCAAAUCUAUCAGAGAACCAGCUGCCGUCGCUGGCAUUUUCGGCAACAGACCUUCUCAGGGAAUGAUUUCCAUGGAUAACAUCGUUACCAACGCGUUCAACACUGAUACCGCUGGAGUCUUUGCACGCGAUCCCGUUGCGUGGGCCAAGUUCGCAAAGGCUUGGUACGACCCUUCUCUUCAUCAAGAUACAUCGGUCAAUGGACUCCCUGCGUUGUCAGUUCCUGAUGCCCAGACAUUUCCCAAACGCCUUCUGUACCCUGUUGAUCAUCUGCCGAUGCAGAACCCAGCUGCUGAAGCUAUCCUGCAGAAGUUCCUGACUGAUGUGACGGAUGCUGUUGGUGUCAGUGUCGACAAGAUCAACUUGACACAGACCAUCGAGGAGACCCUAGACCGCCCGUUACAGGGCAUGCUUGAUGACCUCACCGUGCUUUGGACCCACGACUUGAUCACUGAGACGGCCGACCCACUGAUUUCCAACUAUAGCCCUGGUUUCCCUCCUAUCGACGAGCCUUACCGAUCAUUUUUCCGAAAUGCAGUGGUCGACGACAGUAGCUACAAGUCUGCCAUGGCAAAUCGUACUCGUGAUGCAGCUCUUUGGCACAAACAAGUUCUCUUCUCGACCAACAGCUCCUGCUCCGAGUCCAUUCUGCUCUACGACAUCGGCACAGGCGGUCUCCCGUCUUUCCGCGAGCAGGACCUCAAUGACUCCCCCGGGGCCGCAUCACCUGUGGACCCUCGAGGACCCAAAGCGGUGUCGACUAUUUCAUCCUACUUUGGGGACGUCGAUAUCACGGUUACCAUUGGGCAGGUUACUUAUCAGAGCAACGUCACGUUCCAGGAGGAGAUGAUGCCAGUUACUGUUAACAUGGUUGCUAAGAGGGGAUGCGACUUUGUGCUGUUCAAUCUUAUCAACAAGUUGGUAUCCAAAGGGGUUUUGAGUUCGGUAGAUACCGGGAAGCAGCCAUUCCCAGAAUGA
This is a messenger RNA of Fusarium subglutinans, 1950 nucleotides long. Its product is annotated as indole-3-acetamide hydrolase. The record is from RefSeq and is a predicted model, not a curated record. NCBI's taxonomy places the organism in Eukaryota, Fungi, Ascomycota, Sordariomycetes, Hypocreales, Nectriaceae. The transcript has a single exon. The coding region runs from base 1 to 1950 and encodes 649 amino acids.